AUGUAUGAAACACUAUUGGUUGUCCAGGAUGACACAUUUUGGUUUUUAGUGUUUGUUUAUUGUCAGCACUGUGCUAAGGAAAAGGAACAGUCGGCACUACGUGCACAUAGCAGCUCUGUUAGAGGCAUUAAAAGGGAGGCAAAGGUUCCCGAGGAAAGUGCUCUUAGUUCUGCAAAGUUUCAGCCCUUCAUCAAAGAAGAAGUUCUAAUUGUUAUAUACAAUGAUGUUUUUCCAUGCACAGCUGAACAAUUCUUUGACUUACUGUUGAAUGAUGGAUCAACUUUUACAAAUGAGUAUCGUUCUGCCCGAAAGGAUACUAAUCUUGUCGUAAGUACCAAAAUUUUGUGGUUGUUACACUUGAAUAUCUUUUUCUUUUGA
Molecule: messenger RNA, 378 nt
Organism: Ilex paraguariensis (yerba mate)
Lineage: Eukaryota; Viridiplantae; Streptophyta; Magnoliopsida; Aquifoliales; Aquifoliaceae
Source: the annotation of a GenBank genome assembly